AUGAAGCGUCUCCUCCUGGCGUUAUUGUUCUUUGGAGUGUUUCACCAUCUGAGUGCCGCUAUCCUCCGAAAUGAAACAUAUGGGACUACACGAGUUGCCAAAGAUCCGAGAUUCUACAGAAGCAGAACCUUCAAAACUGCCACUCCAGAGAAUGGUACUGGCACGCACAAUACUGGAUCUUACAAAAUACCAUAUGCUCCAUACAAUGAUCGACUCUUUCGGAAUAAUACGGUCAACAAUGGCUCUAGAAUCAAUCAAAAUGAGACUACACGGACACCGAAGUACCCGAGAUUCAACCGAACCACGAUGAGUUAUGACAUCAGACACAAUCAAACGGUACGCGGAUGGAGUUAUCCGCCGUUCUAUCGUACGAUAUAUGCAAAUGUAUCUGGAAACUACACAACUCGGAAUGGAACAUACGAGAACAGCUACAAAAUCAAUUCAAACUCCACGACAAGGAAUUAUCAUCGAGCUCACAACAACACUCCAAAAUGGACACCAAUGUAUCCCAGAUACAAUCGUACCAUCUUCAUGAGAGAAUCCUGGACUUAUACUAAUGCAACAACUCGUCGAUCGAGAUUUACGCCAUUUUAUAACAGCAGUCGGAGAAAUAUUUCAGAGUUUGAAUACGAUACCAAAAUCAGGAAUCACUCCGGAAUCCAUCAAAAUCUGACCUCGCGGAAUCAGAGUUACCCUCGUUUCUACCGAACCACGGUAAGGUAUGACCACAGACACAAUCAAACGACACGUGGAAGAAGUUAUCCAUCUUGGAACCGUACGAGUCCUGUGAAUGCGUCAGAUACUGGAAACUACACAGUUCGAAAUGGAACUCACGGAAAUAACUCCAGAAUAUUCGAAAAAAUUGAUUCUCUCCCUCCAUACGGUGAUAGAUUAAACUCGAAUGCUACGACGAGGAAUUAUUAUCGAAUUUACAACAACACUCCGAAAUGGACACCAAUGUAUCCCAGAUUCAAUCGUACCAUCUUCAUGAAUGACUCGAAGAAUCACAAUAAAGCAACUACUCGUCGUUGGAGAUUUACGCCGUUGUAUAACAACAACCGGAGAAAUAUCUCAGAGUUUGAAAACGAUACCUCAAUCAGGAAUCACUCCGGAAUCCAUCAAAAUCUGGCCUCGCGGAAUCACAGCUACCCUCGUUUCUACCGAACCACGGUAAGGUAUGACCACAGACACAAUCAAACGACACGUGGAAGAAGUUAUCCAUCUUUCAAUGGUACGAGACCUGAGAAUGUAUCAGAUACUGGAAACUACACAAUUCAGAAAGGAAUUCGAGGAAAUAACUCCAAAAUAUUCGAAACAAUUGAUUAUUUUCCUCCGUACGGUGAUAGAUUAAACUCGAAUACUAUGACGAGAAAUUAUUAUCGAACUCGCAACAACACCCCAAAAUGGACACCAAUGUAUCCCAAAUUCAAUCGUACCAUCUUCAUGAAUGAUUCGAAGAAUCACAAUAAUGCAACCACUCGUCGUUGGAGAUACACACCAUUUUACCACAAUACUCCGAAAAACGCCUCUGGAAACGGUAAUGGUACCAACGGAAGCGACUUCAAAAAUUAUCACCGUGCUACUCAUGGUCAUUACUUGCAUAAAUUGUAUCAUAAUUCUACGGAUAGAAAAGUAUCCAAAAGUCGCCCAACUCGUGCUUCACCUCAUCAUAAGGCAUAA
Caenorhabditis remanei is the source of this 1680-nucleotide messenger RNA. RefSeq lists its product as uncharacterized. Lineage: Eukaryota; Metazoa; Nematoda; Chromadorea; Rhabditida; Rhabditidae. Bases 1 to 1680 code for a protein of 559 amino acids. The transcript is spliced from 9 exons. The record is from RefSeq and is a predicted model, not a curated record.